AUGUCUGCCUUUGGUCACGACAAGGCCUGGAUGGAGGCCGGAGGCUUUGGCCUGGAGGCUGCUGAAAGAACCGAAUACCAGUCUCUGUGCAAAUCUAAACUCUUAUUCCUGGGAGAGCCGAGCGUAGGGAAGACAUCCGUCAUCACCCGCUUCAUGUACAACAGCUUCGGCUGCGCCUGCCAGGCAACUGUUGGAAUUGACUUCUUGUCCAUGUACUUGGAGGACCAAAUAGUUCAGCUGCAGCUAUGGGACACAGCUGGCCAGGAGCGCUUUCACAGCCUAAUUCCUAGCUACAUUCGUGAUUCAACUAUUGCAGUGGUUGUCUAUGACAUCACAAACAUCAGUUCUUUUAAGGAGACAGAUAAGUGGGUAGAGUAUGUAUGAGCAGAAAGAGGUGACGAUGUUGUCAUCAUGUUGGUGGGUAACAAGAUUGAUUUGGAUAACAAAAGACAAGUCACUGCAGAAGAGGGUGAAGAAAAAUCCAGAAACCUCAAUGUGAUGUUUAUUGAGACCAGUGCCAAAACCGGUUACAACGUGAAAAAGCUGUUCCGGCGUGUGGUUUCUGCCCUUCUUUCCACAAGGACUUUACCUCCACCAAAAGAGGGGACAGUUGAAAUCGAACUGGAAUCCUUUGAGGAGUCAGGCAACAGAAGCUAUUGUUCCCGUUGACAGCUUAGGCUUUCUCUGCCUCAUUUGAUGGAUUUCUUACAUUUGGGGUUGCCAUGCCAGUUCUCCUCCCCACCUCGUUUUAUGAUACAUGGCCACUUACUCUCUUCCAAUUCCUAGGCUUGGGGUAAAAACAGAACCCCUGAAAGUGCUAUCAUUUUUUCCCGACUGCAUCUCACAGCUACUGGGUGGAAGCUUCUUGCAGCACCUGGGAAUUCUACCUUACCUUCUCUGAUGGCUAAAAGACAUCUGUAGAGAAUACAGUUCUAUAGCAGCUGACAUACUUCAAAGGCCAAUACAAUUCAUUCUCCACUGUUUGUUGUUGUUUACGUACACCCUCAAUAAAUGGUUCUUUAACCUAA
Molecule: messenger RNA, 1028 nt
Organism: Rhinopithecus roxellana (golden snub-nosed monkey)
Lineage: Eukaryota; Metazoa; Chordata; Mammalia; Primates; Cercopithecidae
Gene: RAB41
Product: RAB41, member RAS oncogene family
Exons: 8
Molecular function (GO): GTPase activity; GTP binding
Source: RefSeq, a predicted model, not a curated record